AUGUCCUCGUCGGAACGAAUCGGAAUCGCCUCUGGAGCCUUAGAGUCCGACGAGCGUACCCCCCUUCUCCGCCAACCAGAAGAUGAUGGAUCUAGCGGUAUCUCAGAAGAAAGUAGCAUCUCUGAGAGAUACACACCUUUACCAAAGCUACAGCUGGGGGUAUGCCUUUUGAUACAGUUCGCAGAGCCCAUAACAGCGCUAUGUAUCUUUCCAUUUAUCAACCAACUCAUAUCCGAACUCGACAUCACUCACGGCGACAAAAAAAGGGUAGGAUACUACGUUGGCAUAAUUGACUCCUUAUUUUUUGCCGUCGAGGCUAUCACUGUGCUACAAUGGAGUCGUCUUUCCGACCAUAUCGGUCGCAAGCCUGUGCUCAUGAUCGGCUUAUUUGGACUGACGAUAUCGAUGAUCUGCUUUGGCCUCUCUCGCACGUUCUGGACACUCGUUAUCAGCCGUUGUUUGGCUGGAGCCCUCAACGGAAACAUUGGUGUCAUGAAGAGCGUCACGGCCGAACUAACGGAUGAGACGAAUAUCGCCCAGGCUGUUAGCCUCAUGCCUGUAGUCUAUGCCUCAGGAUCGACUAUUGCGACCUUCAUGGGUGGUGUACUAUCCCGUCCCAGCGAUCGCUUUCCGAAGGUUUUCGGAGGUGAUUUCUGGAAGGAAUAUCCUUACUUUUUGCCAUGCGGUGUGGCUGGGGCAUUCAGCGCGCUUUCUUGCGUCGCCACUGCAAUCCUUCUGAAAGAGACAUUGCCCAAGGACAAACGUGCCCUUCCGCCCAGUUCACAUUCCACCGUGCAGAAUUCCCCCACGACGCGUCAUCGACAUACUCCGAACAUCCAUCCCGACACGGCCGUCUCCCUCCGCGAUCUCAUCCACAAUCGAGCCGUCAUGAUCUCCGCCACCAACUACGGCUUCCUCGCCCUCCUCGACGAAGCCCUCUUCGCACUCAUCCCGCUCUUCUACUCCACGCCCGUCGCGCUCGGAGGACUCGGAUUCCCUCCCUCCACCAUAGGGUACUGUAUCGGUGCCUUCGGAGUCGUCAACGGCUUGUUUCAGGCUGUGUUUUUCAGGACUAUUGUGGAGAGAUUUGGGUCGAGAGCAGUGUUUAGGUUGUCUAUGAGUGUUUUUGUGCUCAUUUUUGGACUGUUUCCGGUUAUGAGUUGGUUGGUGAGACGGGAGACGGGGAUGAGUUGGGAUGUUUGGGCGGUAGUAGGGUUACAGCUAUGCUUGCUUGUGAUCAUGGAUAUGGGAUAUGGUUGCAUUUUUAUCUUCAUCACCGAAGCGUCGCCAAAUCCCCAAUCCCUUGGUGCCACAAACGGCCUCUCCCAAACCGUAGCCUCCAUCGUCCGAACCAUCGGUCCAACUCUAUCGACCUCUCUCUUCGCAGUGUCUAUAGAACGUAACCUCGUCGGUGGUAACGCCGUAUAUAUCCUGAUGAUCGCGCUCUCGCUGGCGUCUAUUUGGCUCGCGGGACGUUUGCCGGAUGAAGUUAGUCUGAGGUCGAAGGAGGAUUGGAACCGCUCGGUAGAGGAUGUGGAUUGAUGUCAGAAGGAUGGUACAACAGAGGGAACUUUAUGAUAUGAAAAUAUUAGGCUGUAUCAGUCAUACACAAUUACUCGAGUAGUAUAGCACUGUUAUCUGCCUUUCGACCCGAGAAAAUCCAUAGAUUU
Molecule: messenger RNA, 1670 nt
Organism: Stereum hirsutum FP-91666 SS1
Lineage: Eukaryota; Fungi; Basidiomycota; Agaricomycetes; Russulales; Stereaceae
Product: MFS general substrate transporter
Exons: 10
Coding region: 1-1542 (513 amino acids)
Biological process (GO): transmembrane transport
Molecular function (GO): transmembrane transporter activity
Source: RefSeq, a predicted model, not a curated record